AUGGACGACGACUUUGAACUGCCACCCCUAGGACAGUAUUUCUUUAAAAGCUGGCAAAACAGAAACUUGUUCGUUGUUCUGAAAACGAUGUCACACUCACAACUAUUUCGUUUUGCGAGAAUCGCAAUGACUUUGGCGGGUAUCUGGAAACUAGAACUACCGGACGCGUUAAAAGGUUUUACUUGGCUCUAUCCCAUUUAUUCGAUAGCUAUUCAUGCAAUAUAUGCCUCUUUACCUCUGCUCUUGGCACUGAAUUUUCCAUACCUUUUGGAAAAUGAUCCAGGCGAAGCGAACGAGUCCCUAUCAAAAAUACUCUAUGGUGUUUUACUGAUUGCUAAAGUGUUAUCAUAUGAAUCCGAAAGUUCCAAGAGUCUGCUCGUGCGAGCUAUUAGAGAAGAGGACGCUUUGAACAAAUACGGAGACGAUUUUGAAAAAAGAAUUUACCAAGAACACGUCGUGUUUUGUAACCGGCUCAACAAAUUUAUUUUCGUUUCAGCCGCAGUGGCUGUUUUUCUGUUAUGGGAAGCUGGAAUAACAGAAAGUUAUAAUUCUCAUAGACUACGCCAGAAUGAGAGUCAGACUUUCGCGAAACCUCUGCCGCUAAGUUGCUGGUACCCUUUCGAUGAAAGCAAAGUCCAUAUCUGGAUUUUGAUAGAGCAACUGUUAACGAUAGCAUGGUGUGCAUUAUUAUUCGUUUCGGUUCAUAUGUUUAGUAACUCAAUGUUGAUUUAUAUGAGGGGACAAUUGAAAAUAUUGCAAUACAACUUUAGUAAUUUUUUCGAAAACAUCGUGCAAAAGGAUACAAAUGAUAGCUUUCCAGCAUUGCAGUUCCUGUGUGAAAAACAUCAAAACUUAAUUCGGUACAUUAAUACCGCAAAUUGUGCUUUCAAAGGCGUACUGUUCUUUGAAUAUGGCAUUUCUUCCAUAGUAUUAGCUACAUCAAUUAUUCAAAUAUCUGCGGGUGGCAACAUCACCUACAAAUUAACUCAUUUGUUUGGAGUAACCAGUCAACUAUUGCUAUUGGCUUGGUACGCGGACGAAAUUGUAUUUCAGAGUCUCGAGUUGGCACCAGCACUUUACGAAAGUAAAUGGUACGAAUGCAGAAAGGAAUCGAGAGUGCUGAUUAGCAUGAUGCUGAUGAGAUGUCAGAAGCCUUUGAGUAUCGAUAUAGGUUCAUUCGGAGCUAUGACAGUUCAGUCAGCAAUGACUUUUUCAGCGCAGUGUGAAUAUGAACUGCCACCUCUAGGACAGCAUUCCUUUAAAACGUCGCACAGAAAAGAGUCUGCUAUUCUCAGAACGAUGUCGCACUCAGAGCUGUUUCGCUUUGCUAGAAUCGCGAUGACUUUGGCAGGCAUCUGGAAACUAGAACUAGCUGACCCGUUCAAAGGUUUUACACGAAUCUAUCCAAUUUAUUCAAUAAUGAUUCACGUGAUAUAUGUCUCAUUUCCUCUGUUGUUGGUAGUGAAUCUACCAUACCUUCUUAAAAACGAUCCAAGCGAAGCGAACGAGUCAUUAUCAAAAAGUCUCUAUGGCAUCUUAUUGAUAGCGAAAUUGUUGUCGUAUCAAUCCGAAAGCUCGAAGUCUCUGCUCGUGCAGGCUAUUAGAGAAGAGACCACUUUGAAUCAAUACGGAGACGACUUUGUCAAAAUGAUUUACGAGAAACACAUGACGCGUUGUAACCGGCUCAACAAAUUUAUUUUCAUUUCCGCUGCAGUUGUUGUUCUUUUGUUAUGCGAAGUUGGAAUAGCUGAGAGUUACAAAUUUCAUAGACUUCGCAAAAAUGAAAACCAGACUUUAGCAAAACCUCUGCCGCUUAGUUGCUGGUAUCCUUUCGAUGAAAACAAAUACCACAUUUGGAUUCUCAUCGAGCAACUGCUGACAAUAUUUUGCGCUGGAUUAUCGUUCGUUUCGGUGCAUAUUUUCUGUAACUCCGUGUUGAUUUAUAUGAGAGGACGGUUACAAAUAUUACAAUACAACUUUAGCAGUUUUUUCACACAUUUAGUCCAAGGGGAUGCAAACGAAAGCCUCACAGCGUUGAAGCUUUUAUGUGAAAAUCAUCAAAAUUUGAUUGCGUACAUAAAUACGGUAAAUCGUGCUUUCAAAGGCGUGGUGUUCUUCGAAUAUGGCAUCUCUUCCGUAAUAUUAGCGACGUCGAUUCUGCAAGUUACUGCGGGCGGCAAUAUCACCUAUAAGUUAACCCGUUUGUUAGGAGUAACCAGUCAGCUAUUGCUAUUAGCUUGGUCGUCCGACGAAAUUGUAGUCCAGAGUCUCGAGUUGGCACCGGCACUUUACCAAAGUAAGUGGUACGAAUGCAGCAAGGAAUCUAGAGUCCUAAUUAAUAUAAUGCUGAUGAGAUGUCAGAAGCCUUUGACUAUAGAUAUAGGUUUGUUUGGACCUAUGACAGUUCAGUCGGCAAUGACUUAUAUACUAUUUAGCAAAAGCUCGACUUUCAAAAAACUCAUUCAUAAUCCGAGGCCUACAUAAAAUAGUGUCGUUAAUUCGUUGUCCGCCCUCAUUAAAGGCUGGUUCCUGAGGCACUAGGUCAAUAUUGUGUGACGUAGGAAAUACACACACACCAGUAGUUGAGAUAAAUUUGAAUCAAACAGUGGAUCAUAUUUUCAAACAAAUUUAUUGAAAAUACGAUAGUAUUGGAAUAAUAAAUAUAACAAUCAUUAUACAUGAAUAUCAUUAUAGCGACGAGCAGAUACUUUUGAUAGUUAUUCUAAGAUCAAUACAUCAACCACAUCAUGUUCCAAGUACUCGGAUGAAAAAAUUUGUAUUGGUCUGAGGUUAACUAUAACUGAACCUUGUUAGAAACACGAUAAUGACAUCAUUUCCAAUAAAUAAUAUCAUUCAUUCGGGUGUUACGUCAAGUAAAAUGGACCCCUUUUUGUCUAAAGGCUGUAUACAAGUCAUUUACCAUUACAUAUUGCACAGAAGGAUAACUUAGGUCCUAUAAGUAUCAAUCUCCCAAUAAAGACAUCGAGAGUAUUGAUGAUAUGAAAAACAAUAUAAUUAUCAAAUUUGGCAAAGCACCCUGUAUAGAAAUUAAUCAGAGUCUCUUUCGUUACGCAUUAUAGAGCUCUUGUUUAAAUGCCUCUGAUUUACUAUGAUCUGAUAGUGAUAGCAAAGCUGGGUUUCUUAAAAUUACGUUGAAAAGAAAUCAAGGUAUUCCGAAUUAUGGCGACUAUUCUGCAAUAUCCACCGCUCCUCUACUAAGUAUUAUUAGGUAUUUGCACGAAUUGAAUUGUAAUCAUUUACUUUUUUUUAAUUUUAGAGGUUAAAGCUGGCCUACUCGUAUACAUCAGUCAUGACGAAGUGAAUAUGUAAAUCAAUAUUAAUAAAUGUAUGAAUAUUUUGAAUAUUUUUUGUAAGACUGCCAUUAAGUAAUGCGCCAAAAUUGUUUUCUUUAUAUAAGUAAUCGACAUAAUAGAUAUGUCUUCUAACCCAAUGUAUUAAAUUUUUGACUCGACUUUCACAGCUUUUUAAAUUAAAUUUUCCACAGUAAUUUUUUUAAUUUAAUAACAAAUGAAAACGAAAUUAACAAAUACAAUGAACCAACAAAUCCAUCAACUUUAAAAUAGUACGCAACCGAAAUAAUAUAAAUAAUAUAUAAUUAGCGCCGAGAAAAUAUGUUUGGCCCUUUUGUUUCUAUACUUCUUUAACUCUGUAAUUACGAUAAAGUUUUCCGCGCAGAAUGGGCGUUUGACAACAGAUACUUAGAAAUCAGUAGGGUGCGUUGGAUUUUUUUUGUGGUAGGUGAGAUCAAAUUCUCAUUUGGUUGAUUCCUAAAAUUUUGUGAGGUAAAUAAAUUAAUGUAUGCCAAAUAUUUAUUCUGAGAAAUAACGAUAUUUCGGUAAGUGGAAUAGUAGUAUUUAAAUGGUGUAGUAGUGUAGUAGGUGUUAGUAGUUUCUUCCCUGUGGUUAGAUCCAACAAUUCGCUUCCAGGAUGCUAAAAAUUCACCCUUCGGGUCCUUUUAAUGUUUGGUACCCUAGUGAAGCUUUUGAGCGGAUACUAGGAUCGAGAUAUUUCAUUCGAAGUAUAUUCCAUUGUCCUUCCUAAUGAGAAGACGACUGUGUUAG
Molecule: messenger RNA, 4082 nt
Organism: Cylas formicarius (sweet potato weevil)
Lineage: Eukaryota; Metazoa; Arthropoda; Insecta; Coleoptera; Brentidae
Product: odorant receptor 67c-like
Exons: 13
Coding region: 1-2484 (827 amino acids)
Biological process (GO): sensory perception of smell; detection of chemical stimulus involved in sensory perception of smell
Cellular component (GO): plasma membrane
Molecular function (GO): olfactory receptor activity; odorant binding
Source: RefSeq, a predicted model, not a curated record